This is a messenger RNA of Acanthoscelides obtectus, 576 nucleotides long. NCBI's taxonomy places the organism in Eukaryota, Metazoa, Arthropoda, Insecta, Coleoptera, Chrysomelidae. The record is from the annotation of a GenBank genome assembly.
AUGAAUUUGUUUUGGUUCUGUAAUGACUGUAGUAAUAAUGCUAUACAAAACCUAAAAAUAUCGAGGAGAUUGGACAGUAUUGAGCAAAAAACCAACGAUGUGUUAGAACAAACCAAGGAGUGUUUCGGCGUCGUUAAGACAUUAUACGAUAGAGCACCCAAUGUCAGCGUGCAGAAGUGGAGUGACGUAGUAAAAGCCAAACGACCGCCUUUGAUAAUUAAACCAAAAAAUUCGUCACAGAACAGCGUGAAAACCAAGUUAGAUGUGACCAACAAAGUCGAUCCACCCCAAAUAAAUAUAGCCGGAGUCAGAAAUACGGCUAACGGUGGGAUUCAGAUAGAAUGUGAAAACGACGAGUCGAUGCAAAAACUACACGAGGCUGCCCGGAACGAGAUUCAGAUACCAGAGUUUAAAAAACCAACAAUUGUUAUUGUUGGUGUUUAUGAUAAAUACCUGAGGGAGAUUGAUAUAUUUAUAAACAAAUUGAAAGGCAUGUGUGGUACAAGCGAAAUAACGUUUGUUAGGAAAUAUAAGCCUCGUAGGAAGGAACAUUUUAAUGUGCUAUUGGAGGUAUGA